AUGGAAAUUGACAAUAUCACAAUUCGUAAACGGAAGACAAAUGAUUCUUUUGAUUGCUCCUUUAUAUCACAUAGAUCGGAUUGUAGAAGACACAGCCUACCCGAUCUAUCGAUUGGUUAUGACAGUGAUACAGACGAAUUAAGGGAAGAAAUAAAAAAAUUACAGAAGAAAUUGGAUAGUGCUAAUGGUGAAAUUGAUAACUUAAACUAUGAAAUAUAUAACUUAUCUAAAAAAUUAAAGGAUCAGCAAAAAACUAUAGAAAACCUAAAAAAACUUGCUACCGAAUCCACUACUAGCACAAAAAAAUAUGAUUCUACGAAAAAAAUAGUUAAAAGACAAUUACGUAAGGAUAAUUCACUAGAGGAACUUAAUAAAAGUUUCCAGGAAUUACAGAUAAGAAAUGAUAGUUUGACUCAAAGUAAACAAACUGAAACCUAUCGCCAAAUUCAAGAACAAUAUUUCCAAUCCACUAACAAUAAAUGCAUAAAGUCCCAACUAUUACCGCAAGAUGACACUGCUAGUACUCAAACUAAUAAUCUCAACAAACCUACAAAUAAAGAAUCCAAGAACAAUUUUGAAAAGAAAAUAUUUAUAAUAGGCAGUCAACAAUGCGUCGGGCUUUCGUCACAUUUAAUAAUUUCAAGACAGCAAUCAAGAUAUAAUAAAUAUAAUAUCUCAUCAAUUACUAAGCCUUAUGCUACGGCAGAAGAAAUAUUAAAGUCUUGUUAUAAACUUCAGCCGAACGAAUCAAACUAUGUUAUACUGUGUGUUGGUGAAAAUGACACAACUCCUACUAAACUUAGUAUUGAACUUUCGUCUGCUUUAAGACUCAAAGGAUUAUUCGAAUAA
Messenger RNA from Parnassius apollo (apollo), 849 nucleotides. The record is from the annotation of a GenBank genome assembly. Lineage: Eukaryota; Metazoa; Arthropoda; Insecta; Lepidoptera; Papilionidae.